Molecule: messenger RNA, 448 nt
Organism: Nanorana parkeri
Lineage: Eukaryota; Metazoa; Chordata; Amphibia; Anura; Dicroglossidae
Gene: SMIM12
Product: small integral membrane protein 12
Exons: 2
Coding region: 114-389 (91 amino acids)
Source: RefSeq, a predicted model, not a curated record
UUCCGGGUUCCUCUAGCGGACGGGAAGUGAACGUGAGCCGUGUUCAAUGUCACUUAGGUUGUCUCCCAAAGCUCUCUUCCUACAACAGUAGCUUUGCAAUUAUCUGAGCCAUUAUGUGGCCUCUGUUACUAACUGUAGCAAGGACGUAUGCUCCAUACAUUACCUUCCCAUUUGCACUUGUGGUGGGAGCAGUGGGAUAUAAUUUGGAAUGGUUUAUUCGUGGGACCCCACAAAAGACUAUAGAAGAACAGAGCAUUCUAGAGAAAAGAGAGGAAAGAGUCUUACAGGAGGCUGCAGGACGGGAUCUCACUCAAGUCACCAGUUUGAAGGAGAAAAUGGAAUUUACACCCAAAGCUGUCCUUAAUCGCAACCGACCAGAAAAAAGCUAAAAAUUUGAAACUCCUGCCAACUCUUAAUUGAGAAUUUACCCCGAUUGUAACUGAGACAU